AUGAUGUACCUUAAAUUUCCCAGCGGUUUAAUUGAAGUGAUCACCGGUCCGAUGUUCUCGGGUAAGUCUGAAGAGCUGAUCAAACGGAUCAAAAUUUUGCAGUACGCCAAAGUUAAAACUUUGGUUGUUAAACCAAAACUGGAAAAACGCUGGAACAAAGACGCAAUCUUUUCACGAGCUGGUACUUCAAUCGAAACGAUUAGCGUCACCACGGCUCGCCAAAUUUUGGAAAAGUGAACCCCAGAUUUCCAAGCGGUUGCGAUUGAUGAAGCGCAGUUCUUUGACGCUGAAAUUGUUAAAGUGGUCGUUAAGUUGGCCGACCAAGGCGUGCGAGUGGUAAUCUCCGGUCUUGAUAAAAAUUACCUAGCUCAACCUUUUGGCGCGAUGCCAACUUUGUUAGCAAUUAGCGAUAAAGUCGAUAAAUUAAUCGCUGUCUGCGUGGUUUGCGGAGCGGCUGCCACCUUGACUUUUCGGCGUAAAGGCGGAAAAGAACUGAUUCAAAUCGGCGACAAAGAGUACCAGGCGCGUUGCCGUCACUGCUACCGUCUAGGAAUGGAAGACAAAAACGAAGAUUGCUAA
This is a messenger RNA of Centruroides sculpturatus (bark scorpion), 579 nucleotides long. Its product is annotated as thymidine kinase-like. Gene Ontology annotation, cellular component: cytosol. Gene Ontology annotation, molecular function: ATP binding; thymidine kinase activity. Gene Ontology annotation, biological process: thymidine metabolic process. NCBI's taxonomy places the organism in Eukaryota, Metazoa, Arthropoda, Arachnida, Scorpiones, Buthidae. The transcript has a single exon. The record is from RefSeq and is a predicted model, not a curated record.